AAAAAGUACUUUAACUUUGCUUAAGCUCGUUUAAAGUUCGUUUUAUUGGUAUCAAACGCUUUAUGGUGAUUAUCCAACAAUAUAACAACGUUGUGGGUGUUAGUUUUGUACAGAGGCAUGUCCGGGUUGAGGCGGGGUCUCCCACCCUUCUUUCACUUUCAUCGUUUUUUUCGUCCUGUCCUGUUCAGUGUUUCUGCUAGCUCGUCUGAACUACUGUGCGUUUGGUUUUUGACUUUAAGUUUAUCUGGCAUGUUUCUCGGGACUUCCGGCCUGGAGUUUUCGUCGUUUAUGACCGUUUAAGUGACGAAGAUGUGGCCUUCAGAGACGCUAAUCGUGUGGCUCGGCUGUUUGUGUGUCCUCCUAGCUGCCGUGUCUCCUUCAGUACAUGCGGAUACUACAGUCUAUGGAAAAGUGGGAGGAGAAGCUGUCCUAACACCACCUGAUGGUUCUGUGUCUGGCCCCAUCACACAAAUCUCAUGGAAAGAAGGUUCUAACAAAGCCAUGGAGUGGGAGACAGGUGAAAUGAAUGCAACAGGCUAUCGUCAGUUUGAUGAUCGUGGCCACCUGGACACUUCCACUGGUGUGAUGACGAUCAGCGGACUGUUAUAUGAGGACAGCAACAGCUACACACCCGAGAUCAACAACAGGCGACUCUCUUCAGUUCGCCUCGUCGUCCUCUCUCCCGUCCCUGCACCCACUGUUAGCAAAUCCUGUAAUGAGAGCCAAUGUGAGUUGACCUGUGAAGGAAACACAACCAGAGCCACUCCAGUCAACUACACGUGGAAUUUAAAUGAUACUGGGAUGCAUGUUUCAUCUGGGAGACAAUAUACUGUUCAUAAGUCCCAGAUAAACAGUUUAAGCAUUAAGUUAAGCUGUGGAAUAAAAAACCCAAUCAGCGAGAAGAGAAGUGAACUGAUCACCAUCUCUUCAGACUCAUUCUCUUUGACAUCUUCAUCUGAAGGAGGUCCAAACAUUUCCAUGGGAGUUAUAGUGCUCAUCGUGCUGCUGGGUUUCGUCAUAUUGCUGGUUGCCUUUCAUAAAUGGAAAACAGGAACGUGGUUUUUUGAAAAAGAGUCCAUGCCGUGGGAAGGAGAUUUCUGGAGGAGGGAUGAACAUCAGAGACAAGCUCAUGCGGCUAACGGCACCACUGCUCAAAAACAAAAUGAAAACCCUGAAGAGGAGACGCCAAUGACAAACCGCCAAACCACACAGCAGUAAAACAAGUUUUACUUGUUUGUUUGUUUUUUAUCUUUCUAGAGACUUAAGAAAAUGAAUCAUGUAAUAUUUUGAAGUUAUUUCCAUCAGAAGAAGAAUACAAUUUUGUUCACGACUCUACUUUGUUCUUCGUGUACCCUGCAUUGUUACUGUGAACACAUUUAAAGCGGAGAGGAAAUACUACAUGUAUAAAGGCUGAUUUACAGCAUCGAGUCCUACUCUUAAAAAACUGACUAUGAAGCUGGAUUUAUUAAUAAUACUACUACUAAUAAUAAUAAUAAUAAUAUGUGUCUAAAGUUAAAGUUUUUAGUGCCAGUACGGAAAGUGAUGUUAUGUGGUUGGUUGGUUGGUGCUAAUAGACUUAAAUUAGUUUAUGUUGCUUCUGACAGCUGCAGUGAGUUUUAUGUUAAAGUACCAAGGAUAUAUUGUCCCCUUUCACGCUCUGUCUCUUAAGCACUAAGUGGUCGUUCAUUAUUGACUAGCUGCACUGAAAUAUGGGAAUCCACCUGUUAGCCAUAUUGUUAGGGUUUGUAGAGCACUUUAUAAAUGAGCAGAGCUUGGUCGAGUUAGGUGGACUAGUGAUUUACAA
This is a messenger RNA of Oreochromis niloticus (Nile tilapia), 1804 nucleotides long. RefSeq lists its product as uncharacterized. The record is from RefSeq and is a predicted model, not a curated record. Bases 310 to 1218 code for a protein of 302 amino acids. Gene Ontology annotation, cellular component: membrane. Lineage: Eukaryota; Metazoa; Chordata; Actinopteri; Cichliformes; Cichlidae. The transcript is spliced from 11 exons.